This is a messenger RNA of Cladocopium goreaui, 1342 nucleotides long. The record is from the annotation of a GenBank genome assembly. Lineage: Eukaryota; Dinophyceae; Suessiales; Symbiodiniaceae.
UGUGUUUACCCCAACAUUUUCAGACCAAAUCUGACGCCAGCCUUUUUGCUGCCCAUGUUCCUCCUAGCCGCGCCCGGCCCCCGCACCUCGCCCUUGUUGCGCCUUUGCAGCGCCCAGCCGCCCGGUGCCGUUCCUGCGUCCUUCGCCACCGUUCCGGCGUCGGCAAGCGCCUGGGCGGUGGCCCUGGGGCCCCUGGUGGGGCGGAAAGUGCUGAGGUCAUCCAGGUCCAGGGCCUCCAGGGUGAAAGCGGCGGAGUCGGAGUCAGCCGCCACCGUUGGCGACGAUGCCAAAUUCCUGGCUGAACUGCAGAAACGUGUUCAGGAGGUGAACGCGCAGCUGGAGGUGCGCAGAGAGCGGAUCGAUCGGAACUGGCGGAGGGGAAGGGCCAAAGCCCAACCUGCAGUGAUCAUUCAGGACGACUGGGUGCGGCGCGUGGCGCUCAGCGGCGACGAGGUCUUCGUCGGCACGGCCUCCAGUGGCAUACGACGCCAUGUGCUCGGCGCCGUGGAAGCGCGGCAGGUCUUUCGAGUGCAAGGCAGCCCUUCGCGCAUGGUCCCCGCGGACCACCAGGCACAGGCAGAUCCCGAGACCUCGAUAACGUCCAUGGCCUGGAACGGCAGAUAUCUCUGCGCUGGCCUGGCAGGUGGACGUCUACAGGUUUGGAACGAGGAGGCCUGGUUGAUCUUGGAUCGCAGCGUGGAUACACGACCCUGCUAUGUGUGCGUCCACGAUGACGUGUUGGUGGCCGCGGCAGGUGAUUCGGUGAUGUGUUGGGAUGUGAAGAAUUUGGAAGAUCUUCCGCUCUGCAAGAUUCAGGCCUCAUGCCGAGUGCAUUGCCUGGCUCCGGCCUUUGAGGACAGCAUCAUCCUGGGCCUCGCAGACGGUUCCGUGGAGCUCCGCCAGCUGCGGCGCCUGUCGCUCUCCGCGCGCCGCGCCGCGGCGCACGGCGCCCCGGUCUCGGCGGCCGCGGUCGAUGCCACGGGACCGGGGCGGCUGGUGACGGGGGACGAUGCCGGACGCGUGAAGUGCUGGGAGAUGAAUGAGAAGAUGCCGGGGGAAGAUUGGACUUUGAGGUGGACCCGUUCGGACCACAAAGGACGCAUCGUGGCCAUCCAACGUGGUGGCGGUGGAUCCGUUCUGACGGCAGCGUUGGACGGAAGAAUCAUUGCGUGGGAUGCAGAGACCGGAGAGUUUGUGUUCAACAUCCCGAAUCACAAGGUCUGGCUCGGUUCCAUGUGCCUCUCGGAGGAGCAGGAUCUACUCGUGACCGACGGCCGCGACAACGCGGUCUAUCUCUACAACUUCGCGGAGGAAUAGCUCCAUCGAAGACGCGGAGGAAAAA